AUGGCAUUGCUUCCGAGCUUUUUCGUGAUGCAAGCGACUUCCGGAGGCCCAUACCUGAGCGUACCUGAAGAUCUCCCGGCAAGUGUUCCAUCGGGUUUUCUAAAAUUCCAUGAAAAACAAAUCUGGAGUCCUCGUGCCAAGUUUGAAGCCGAGCAAGCCAAGACCGGGGAUGGCACACUAGUCAACAUAAGAUGUUGCUACAACAACAAGUACUUAACGGUUCAUAAAACCGACGAUGACGGCUACUGGGUCAUCGCGUCCGCAAACGAGCCACAGGAAGACCAAACAGACCCCUCAUGCACCUUGUUCCAACCUCAAACAGGAGAACAAGGUCGUGUGUGUUUAUUUAGUGUUGGGAUGUCCAAGUAUGCGACCGCCUCGACAGGCGGCGCAGAUGAUACGGACUGGGCAGACGGGCUCAAAAUUUCGGAUUCAGAGAAACUUGAUUUCAACAUCAUUGAUUGGGAAACACUAGUUGUGCUUCCAUCUCAAGUUUCGUUCAAAUACGAGGGCAAGUACCUUUGCUCUCGGGUGAUCGAAACGACACCGUAUCUUAGGUUCGAAUCUGGACUGGAAGCCGAAGAUCCGCUGGUGGUCCACCAGCUCUUCCCCACUUCUGACGGAAAUUAUCGCAUAAAGGACCUCAACUCCGGAAAGUUCUGGAGGGAAGGUCCUUCCAAGUGGAUACUGGAUGACGGCGUCGAAGCUGACAACGAGACUUCCACAUUCUCUUUCGUCAAAAUAACAGACGGAGUCUUUGCUGUCCGCAGUUUGGGCAGCAAAAACUUCUGCGGUACUGGAAAACCCGAAAGUUUAGAUGACGAUGAAGAAGAAGAAGAAGCAGCAGCUACAGAAACCGAUGACGGGGAAUUAGAAGGCUGUUUAAAUGCCUCGUAUCAACAGAUAACCAGAGAGACGAGGCUGAUCGUGGAAGAGCGCGUGGCAGAACGCGACAUCUUCGAAAUCACGUACCGCCUCUCGGAUGCCAGGAUUUAUAACAAAGAAGACAAACAAGUUGCCCAAGCUAUUGCGUCAAAUUACACAAACGAAAAAGACACAUUUACCCUCACGUUAUCGGCAUCCGGAUCAAAUAUCACCAAAUGGACUAACGACGCGUCAGUAGCGACUCCUCCCGGAGUCAAGGUAAACUUUAAGGUUACGGCUGUUCCGGUUAUCGCAACAAAUGAUUCGAUCGAAUUGUCAAAUCAAUAUAUACGCGAUACACAUGAAUGGGGAGUGGCUGAAACAACGGAGGUUCAGAAAGAAGUAACUUACGCUACUGUGGUGCCACCGUUUACGACAGUGAAGGUGACGCUGGGCUGUUCGAAGGCGGCUUGCGAUGUGCCGUUUUCGUACACCCAACGUGAUGUGCUUGUAAACGGAGAGGUCAUGACCACCGUCAAGGAUGAUGGGAUGUUUUUCGGCGUUAACCAUUACGGUUUUUAUGUUGUCAACAACCAAGUGUCCACGAAAGGUACGAUUGAUGAUCAAUCUGCCAACUAA
Molecule: messenger RNA, 1503 nt
Organism: Erigeron canadensis
Lineage: Eukaryota; Viridiplantae; Streptophyta; Magnoliopsida; Asterales; Asteraceae
Exons: 1
Coding region: 1-1503 (500 amino acids)
Source: RefSeq, a predicted model, not a curated record